AUGCAAUACACGCAUCUGAUAGUAGUCUGCUGCCAUGCAAUUUACCUGGGUGGCCCGGCUCAUGGUGAAUCAGAGGAUGAAUGGCUCAUUGAGCCGUUUCAACGUGGCGAGACGCCGACAUUCAAACAACACGCAAGAGCCGGUGUUGAACUAUUAGCACAGGAUUCAUCUGCAGUUCUUAUUUUCUCAGGAGGGGCAACGAAGAGGGACAGAACCAAGUUGACUGAAGGAGAAUCGUACCUAAAUCUUGCGAGGGAUAACAGUUUCUUCGGCUUCGCCGACGUGACCAAUCCAGUCAACAUCCUCGCCGAAACGCAUGCCACAGACUCGUAUCAAAAUGUGCUCUUCUCGCUCAUGCGGUUCCGGCUUCACACGAACCGUUACCCGGCCCGCAUAACCGUCGUGACACAUGAUUUCAAAAGGCGGCGGUUUCUGGAAUUCCAUUUCCCAGCUAUUGGCAUCGCAGCGUGUGAGGCUGAAGAGUGUAUGGCAAACAGUCAAGAGUCUCGGCUUGAAACGUUCAUAGAAGUCCAGAUCCUUGGCAUUGAUCCUCCGGAGAGUGUCACGUCGAGGGCAUCGCUAGAGACCGGAGAAGAGACAAGUGGAAUCGGGCUAUGGAGAAGGGAUAUAUAUGGCGUCGGACCAGAAUUGGCUGGGAAAAGAGUGAAAAGAGGCUGGGAACUCGGCAUGGAACAGGAUCUCUUUGUCAACGCCGGGUUAGAGCCGGCCGUGGAGCAACUGAUUUGCUGGGACGGAGGAGACAAGGGCAAUGAGCUAUUUACGAAGAUGGAUCAGCUCCCUUGGUGUCGGUAA
Messenger RNA from Penicilliopsis zonata CBS 506.65, 813 nucleotides. RefSeq lists its product as hypothetical. Bases 1 to 813 code for a protein of 270 amino acids. NCBI's taxonomy places the organism in Eukaryota, Fungi, Ascomycota, Eurotiomycetes, Eurotiales, Aspergillaceae. The record is from RefSeq and is a predicted model, not a curated record. Gene Ontology annotation, cellular component: cytoplasm. The transcript has 4 exons.